This is a messenger RNA of Microsporum canis CBS 113480, 426 nucleotides long. RefSeq lists its product as uncharacterized. The coding region runs from base 1 to 426 and encodes 141 amino acids. The transcript has a single exon. NCBI's taxonomy places the organism in Eukaryota, Fungi, Ascomycota, Eurotiomycetes, Onygenales, Arthrodermataceae. The record is from RefSeq and is a predicted model, not a curated record.
AUGGAUGUUCAUGGAGGUCUUAUUCUCGUCAUCGUCAUCGGUCUUCAAUCGAUUGAGUCACUCGAUAUAACCUGUUCUACUACAUACGUCUCUACCUCGACAGCUCCACUGCACAUAUCAGAUACGCACAAUUAUAACAACUUCAAGAUGAAGCUCUCCAUCUUGCCUGUCGCUGUCACCCUCUGUGGACUUGCAGCUUCUCUCUCGGCCAUGGAAGCGCCUCUAUCCAAAGAGUACGAUUUCUGCUCACGGCGCCCCGAAUUCGACUACUGCGAGAUCACUGGAAAAUACGUCGUCUGCGAACGCGGCAAGCCUACCUUUUACACCUGCGACAGCGGAUGCAAGUCUCAGUGCUUCGUUCGCAAACCCUGCGUCACGCGAUGUGACAACGGCAAGCUCAGUGGCCCUCCAGACUGGGCUCUCUAG